AUGCCAACCUUGAAGCUGACGUACUUUGACCUGCCGAGUCGAUCCGAGAUCACGUGGUUGGCCUUUGCCAUCGGUGGCAUUGCGUUCGACGACUGCCGCAUCCCUUGCAACCAGUGGCCAGUCCUGAAACCCGCCACGCCGUACAAUCAACUGUCCAUCUUGACCGUGGACGGUCAUGUGUUCUCUCAAUCCCAUGCCAUUGCGCGGUACGCUGGAGCAUUGUCUGACUUGUACCCGACAAGCAACCCAGUGGCGGCGCUCCUCGUGGAUUGA
Aphanomyces astaci is the source of this 273-nucleotide messenger RNA. RefSeq lists its product as hypothetical. Lineage: Eukaryota; Oomycota; Saprolegniomycetes; Saprolegniales; Verrucalvaceae. Bases 1 to 273 code for a protein of 90 amino acids. The record is from RefSeq and is a predicted model, not a curated record. The transcript has a single exon. Gene Ontology annotation, biological process: glutathione metabolic process. Gene Ontology annotation, molecular function: glutathione transferase activity.